GGAGGGGAGGGUUCGAUUCCGGUCUGGUUGAGGCUGGAGAGGAGGUUCUGAUGGUGCCGCCCGGGAAGCCCACGUCCCAGGCCUCGCGCGGCCGGGGCGCAUCGCUGUGCCACCUCUCCGGCCGCGCCUGGUUUCCAUAGCGACCGCAGAGCAGAGAGCGGAGGCUGCUGCGGCAGGACCGGGCCUAGUCCUCCCGCCACCGGACGCGCACCUCCGGCCCGGGAGCCGGGCGGGUGGCAGGGGCUUCGGGGUCGGCGGGGCCGCGCUCUGCACGCGAGCGGCCGGAGCACCCGCGCCGAGGACCGCCGGCCAGGAGAGCCCGCCGGUUACCGUAACCGUGUCAGCUGGACCAGCGGCUGCCUGCUGGCCUGUUUGCCGGUGUGCGCUUGGGGAGCAUGGAGGAGACGAAGACCCAGACGACGAACCGCGCUCACGUCCUCUUUGACCGGUUUGUACAGGCCACCACCUGCAAGGGGACCCUCCGGGCCUUCCAGGAGCUCUGUGACCACCUGGAACUGAAGCCUAAGGACCACCGCUCCUUUUACCACAAGCUCAAGUCCAAGCUGAACUACUGGAGAGCCAAGGCCCUCUGGGCAAAGUUGGACAAGCGGGGCAGCCACAAGGACUACAAGAAGGGGAAGGCGUGUACAAACACCAAGUGUCUCAUCAUCGGAGCCGGCCCCUGUGGUCUCCGCACGGCCAUUGAUCUGUCCUUAUUGGGCGCGAAGGUAGUCGUUAUUGAGAAACGAGAUGCCUUCUCCCGCAACAACGUCUUGCAUCUCUGGCCAUUCACCAUACAUGACCUGCGAGGUCUAGGGGCCAAGAAGUUCUAUGGCAAGUUCUGUGCUGGAGCCAUUGACCACAUCAGUAUACGCCAGCUUCAGCUAAUACUUUUGAAGGUAGCCUUGAUCCUAGGCAUUGAAAUCCAUGUCAACGUGGAGUUCCAAGGACUCGUACAGCCUCCAGAGGACCAAGAAAAUGAACGGAUAGGUUGGCGGGCACUGGUGCACCCCAAAACCCAUCCAGUGUCAGAAUAUGAAUUUGAAGUGAUCAUCGGCGGGGAUGGCCGCAGGAACACCUUGGAAGGAUUUCGUCGGAAAGAAUUCCGUGGCAAGCUGGCCAUUGCCAUUACAGCAAAUUUUAUUAACCGAAAUACAACAGCAGAAGCCAAAGUGGAAGAGAUCAGUGGUGUGGCUUUUAUAUUCAAUCAAAAAUUUUUCCAGGAACUGAGGGAAGCCACAGGGAUCGAUUUGGAAAACAUCGUCUACUAUAAAGAUGACACGCACUAUUUUGUUAUGACAGCCAAAAAGCAGAGUUUACUGGACAAAGGAGUGAUACUGCACGACUACGCCGACACUGAGCUCUUGCUCUCCCGGGAGAACGUGGACCAAGAGGCUCUGCUGAACUACGCCAGGGAGGCCGCGGACUUCUCCACCCAGCAGCAACUGCCGUCCCUGGACUUUGCCAUCAAUCACUAUGGACAGCCCGACGUGGCCAUGUUCGACUUCACGUGCAUGUACGCCUCUGAGAACGCAGCUCUGGUGCGGGAGCACAAUGGACACCCUUUGUUAGUGGCUCUAGUUGGGGACAGCCUACUAGAGCCUUUUUGGCCGAUGGGAACAGGAAUAGCCCGGGGCUUCCUAGCUGCUAUGGACUCGGCCUGGAUGGUGCGAAGUUGGUCUCUAGGAAGGAGCCCCUUGGAAGUCCUGGCAGAGAGGGAAAGCAUUUAUAGGUUGCUGCCUCAGACCACCCCUGAGAAUGUGAGUAAGAACUUCAGCCAGUACAGCAUAGACCCUGUCACCAGAUACCCCAACGUUAACGUCAACUUCCUCCGGCCAAGCCAGGUGCGUCACUUAUAUGACACUGGAGAAACGAAAGACAUUCACCUGGAAAUGGAGAAUCUGGUGAAUUCCCGAACUACACCCAAGGUGGCUCGCAAUGAGUCUGUGGCCCGCUCGAGCAAACUGCUGAGCUGGUGCCAGAGGCAGACGGACGGCUAUGCUGGGGUGGACGUGACGGACCUCACCACAUCGUGGAAGAGCGGCCUGGCCCUGUGUGCCCUUAUCCACAGAUACCGCCCCGACCUGAUAGACUUUGAUUCUUUGGAUGAGCAAAAUGUGGAGAAGAAUAACCAGCUGGCCUUUGAUGUGGCUGAGAAGGAGCUGGGCAUUUCUCCCAUCAUGACAGGCAAGGAGAUGGCCUCGGUGGGGGAGCCGGACAAGCUGUCCAUGGUGAUGUACCUGACCCAGUUCUAUGAGAUGUUCAGGGACGCACUCCCAUCCCGAGACGCCUUGGACCUGAAUGCUGAGGAGAAAGCUGUCCUGAUCGCCAGCACCAAAUCCCCCAUCUCUUUCCUAAGCAAACUUGGGCAGACCAUUUCUCGGAAGCGCUCUCCCAAGGACAAGAAGGAAAAGGAUGUGGACGGUGCUGGGAAAAGGAGAAAGACCAGCCAGUCAGAGGAGGAGGACGCACCCCGGGGCCACAGAGGAGGAAGGCCCAUGCUGGUGAGCACGCUGACUGACCGGCGGAUGGACAUGGCCCUUGGCAACCAGAACAAAGUGAAGUACAUGGCAACCCAGCUGCUGGCCAAGUUUGAAGAGAAUGCGCCCGCACAGUCCACAGGCGUGAGGAGACAGCAGACACAGGAGCGUGGGGUCGGCCAGCCGUCCUGCUUCCUGCCCGAGCAGGGUUGCUCUGCUCCCGCCCCCCGGUGGAAACAGGGCUCGAUAAAGAAGGAGUUCCCACAGAACCUGGGGGGCAGCGACACGUGCUAUUUCUGCCAGAAGCGGGUCUACGUGAUGGAGAGGCUGAGUGCCGAGGGCAAGUUCUUCCACCGGAGCUGCUUCAAGUGCGAGUACUGCGCCACCACCCUGCGCCUCUCAGCCUACGCCUACGACCUUGAGGGCGGUAAAUUCUACUGCAAACCACACUACUGUUACCGACUGUCCGGCUCUGCACAGAGGAAGAGACCAGCAGUGGCUCCUCUGUCUGGAAAGGAGGCCAGGGCACCCCUGCAGGACGGCCCCGCCACAGACACCAGCGGACGCCCCAGCGCCGGUGCCAGCCCUGCCGAGAGAACUCCAGGUUCGAGUGUGAAUGGCCUGGAGGAGCCCAGCGUUGCCAAGAGACUGCGGGGCACCCCGGAGAGGAUUGAGUUGGAGAACUACCGCCUGUCGGUGAGGCAGGCAGAGGGGCUGCAGGAGGUGCCCGAGGAGACGCAGGCCGAGCACAACCUGAGCAGCGUGCUGGACACAGGGACAGAGGAGGAUGUGGCCAGCAGCAGCUCUGAGUCUGAGAUGGAGGAGGAGGAGGAAGAGGAGGAGGAGGCCCCGCUGCCCACCUCGGACCUGGGUGGCGUCCCCUGGAAGGAGGCGGUGAGGAUCCACGCUCUGCUGAAGGGGAAGAGUGAGGAGGAGCUGGAGGCUUCCGGGAGCUUCGAGCCCGGGGACGAGGAGGAGGACGAGGACGAGGACGAGGAAGACGAGGAGGAGGAAGACGAGGAGGAGGAGGAGUCCAGUGAAGCCGGCAGCCAGCGGCUACAGCAGAACACAAGUCCAGCCGAUCCCUUGGAGAUCCAGGCUGAUGUGCACUGGACACAUAUUCGCGAGAACAAGGAGCAAGUGGUCCCAGCCUCUGAGUCCUCUCCUUCUGGAGUGCCCGACCUUCCCUGCGUACGCCGUGCAGCGGUGCAGGCCUGGCUGGAGGCGGUCUCCGGAGCUCCUUUUGACGAGGAGGAGCUGGAGGAAGAUGCGGACUCAGAACCGGCGGAGAGAGAAGGGGAGGCUGUGGAGAACGGGGACACGGGGGACACCGGUGCUGAGCUGGACGAUGAUCAGCACUGGUCUGACGACGCCCCGUCCCUGUCAGAGGCCGGCACGGAGCUGCAGGUGCAGCACCAGGUGGCGACGGGAGCGGGGCUGGAGCUGAGGGUGUCGGAAGGCGGGGAGGAGACACCUCCCGCCACAGCAGGGCGCGGAGAGAGAGGUCCCUGUCAUGUCUCCAGCCCCAUCUGGCCCCCUGAGGAGCAAGCGGCCCUGCCAUCCCCAGCCCACAGCCCCGGGGCACAGAGCGCCCAAGCCCUUCUGGUCUCUGCUGUUUCUGCUACCACUGGGGUGGGGCUACCCACGGACAGCCCCGUGCCUGAGCCCCCAGCCCCCCAUGGGGAGCCCACAGCCAGACCACCUGUCCAGUUGCAGCCGGAAGCCAGGACGCCACCCUCGCCUGCCAGCCCACAGCACCGGUCCCCGCUGGCCUCCCUCCCCAUCUGCUCUCAGCCCCAGCCCUCCUCCGAGGCCACUGUGCCAUCCCCCACUGUGUCCCCUAUACGCUUCCAGCCCGUGCCAGCCAGAACAUCCACCCCACUGGCCCCCCUCCCCGCAAAGAGGCAAGGGGACACCGAGGACACACUGGGCAGCCCCCUUGCUGGGGAUGAGGCCCUGAGGCGCAGCGACCUGGUGGCGGAGUUCUGGAUGAAGAGCGCUGAGAUCCGCCGCAGCCUGGGGCUCACGCCCGUGUGUCGGGGCCCCACACCCACCCUCCAGCCCGUGUCCCCAAAGGUCUACACAGCUGAGAAGUCCUCACAGGGUGAAGGGCUCCAUCUCCUGAAGCCCCCACCUAUCCCCACCCCUGGGUCCCCACCCGAGAGGGAGCUGACGAGUUCGCGGGAGGAGCACAGAGAUCCAUCCAGCAGCUCCGGGCUGGGCCUGCAGGGCAGCUCCUCCCACACCAGGACGCCAGGCAGCCAGAGCCUCAACACCUCGGACUCCACCAUGCUCACACCCCCCUCCAGCCCGCCACCCCCACCCCCCGACGAAGAGCCCGCGACCCUUCAUAGGAGCAGGAAGCCAGCCCUCGUUGGGGAGCCCCAAGCCCUGCCACCCCCACCAGUCACCCUCACUCGGCCCCACCGGGAACCCACCCAGCCCCACCGUGAGGAGGUGCGGAAGUCAUUCGUGGAGAGCGUGGACGAGAUCCCCUUUGCGGACGAUGUGGAGGACACGUAUGACGACCGGACAGAGGACUCAAGUCUGCAGGAGACAUUCUUCACACCCCCCUCCUGCUGGGCCCUACCCGAGAAGCCACCCCAGCUGCCCCAGGCCAAGGAGAAUGGUAGGGGGCCGCCAGUGGAGAGUGGGGCCCAGCCGCAGAAGCGGGGGCUGCCACUGGUCUCCGCAGAAGCCAAGGAGCUGGCCACCCAGCGCAUGCGGGCCCGGGAGAAGUCUGUGAGGAGCCAGGCCCUGAGGGAUGCCAUGGCCAGGCAGCUGAGCCGGAUGAAGGAGGACACGGUGGCCACGACCCCCAAGAACCCCCGGGCCCCUGCGUCCCUCGGAACUGCCGCCGGCCCCUCUCAGGGCAGGGGGCCUGGCCCCCAGGGCCCUGCGGAGCCCACCCUGAGGCACGAGGCCGUGAGCGAGGAGGUCCCGUGCCCUCCCUCGGACUCAGGGGGCCCAGACGGCUCGGUCACCUCGUCUGAGGGCUCCAGCGGGAAGAGCAAGAAGCGGUCGUCACUCUUCUCUCCCCGCAGAAACAAGAAGGAGAAGAAGCCCAAGGGUGAGGGCCAGCCCCCAGAGAGGCCCAGCCCCAGCCCCCUGGAGGAGGGAGCCGCCAAGCCCAGGUCCCUGUGGAAGUCUGUCUUCUCCGGGUACCGGCGGGACAGGAAGAAGAAGGGGGACGACCGGUCCUGCUCCAGCACCCCUUCCAGCGGGGCCACCGUGGACACCAGCCAGCCCAGGGCGUCUCCUGUCGUGAGAGCAGAGCUGCAGUCGCGGCACCAGCGGAGCUGCUCAGAGGACUCGGACCUCUCCAGCGAUGACAUCCUUGAGAGGGCCUCCCAGAAGUCCAGGCGAGAGCCAAGAACUUACACAGAGGAGGAGCUGAACGCCAAGCUGACCCGGCGGGUGCAGAAGGCAGCUCGGAGGCAGGCCAAGCAGGAGGAGCUGAAGCGUCUACACCGCGCCCAGAUCAUCCAGCGGCAGCUGGAGCAGGUGGAGGAGAAACAGCGGCAGCUGGAGGAGAGAGGGGUCGCCGUGGAGAAGGCGCUCCGAGGGGAAGCAGUUGAGCCCAGUGGCGGGACUCCACGGCGUCGACCUCUCUCCUUCUGCCCUUGCUGUGUCCAGGAAGGCAUGGGCAAGAAGGACGAUCCCAAGCUCAUGCAGGAGUGGUUCACGCUGGUGCAGGAGAAGAACGCGCUGGUGCGCUAUGAGUCGGAGCUGAUGAUCUUUGCCCGGGAGCUGGAGCUGGAGGACCGGCAGAGCCGCCUGCAGCAGGAACUCCGCGAGCGGAUGGCCGUGGAAGAUCAUCUGAAGACAGAGGAGGAGCUGUCGGAGGAGAAGAGGAUCCUGAACGAGAUGCUGGAGGUGGUGGAGCAGAGAGAUGCCCUCGUGGCCCUGCUGGAGGAGCAGCGGCUCCGGGAGAAGGAGGAGGACAAGGACCUGGAGGCCGCCAUGCUAUCCAAGGGCUUCAGCCUGAACUGGUCCUGAGUGCCGCCCAGGCCCUGGCUGGUCUGUGCAUCCACCCGACCCAGGCUGGGUUCUCCCAAGGUCCGAGAAGGCCUGGCGCCUCCUGGGAGUUUGCACUCAAGUGUCUGUGUGCCUCUGAGAAGCGGUCAAGCGUCCAUGCUGUGGGGCGCCCCAGGUGAAGACGGUUGUCUGGGUGGCUCAGCCUCCUUGGGAGAGGCCACCUAGACCUCGCGCUCUGGAGAGAGGAGCAGGGAGCGUGCGACGUGGGUGUGGGGAGGGAAACCUGAGUCCUCAGCAGGGUGCCGGUGAGGAUACGGGGACCCCACAGGCGUGUCUAGCGGCAGGACGUGGCUCCUCCCGCUCCCAAGGCACUAACCAGAAGCGAGGCGUGACGGGGCCCCGGGGGAGUGGCCGUGGCGGGGAAGCCGAGGCUGGGCUUGCUCCGGCUCCAGACUCGUCACGCGGUCAGGAGGCCCCGUGGCCUGAGGCCUGAGGCUGCUGCAAUUCGCUGUUAGUUCACAACACUGGAAAAUAAUGCCUUUGGGGGCGAGAUAGGGCCCUGCGUCCCGGCCCUGCGGUUGGACAGGCUUGUCCUGGGCGCCUCACUUUGGGUGAAGGCUCUGCUCCUCCCUUCGUUGUUCCUGUGUUUGCACCGAAUGAAGCUGACAGCCUGGCGAGACGCACGGUAGCUUCAUAUCCUCUCUGUCAAUUAACUUAUUUUUUCAGUACUUGAAGCAACUUCAUUUUUGUAUCUUUACCAGAGACACUGAUGGCCUGGCACCCGGGGUGGUGGUACAGAGGUGUGUCCCCACCAACCGAGCUGGUCGCUCUGUUUAUUCCCCUCCUCCGUAAGGUUGCUGCCCCGGAGGCCCCGGGUCAGCUGAGACCCCCACGUGGGUCCCGGCGCGUGGUGCCUGUCCUCCACCCGGCGCCUGACGUCUGCGUCUGCACUGCUUGCUCGUCAAGGACACGUUUCAGCACCGUGGGAGCCAGGCCACACAGCUUAGGUGCCAUCGGCCCUCCCUGUUGAAAUCCUGGCUCUGCAAAACCCACUUUUUCUCCUCAGUUUUGGUGCCAAGGUUUCACCUCCCACAACUCUUACUAAAGAAAGUUCUAGGCUGGCUGUACCAGCAGGUGUGGGACCCUGCUCGGACCCACCUAGCGGAGAUGCGCUGUCACGGCAUGGGAAGGGCUCUGGCCUGAGCCCUGCACACACAUCCUGGGGGCACCAUGGAGCCGGCUUCUGCCGUGGGUCAGCCAGGGACCAGCUGUGUCCAGCUCACAGCCACUUUCAGAAUCCACGGGGCUGUGCUUGCCGCAGAGCAGGAGCGCACGUCCAGCCGGGAGCGUUCCCAUCAGUGCCAGGCCAGCGUGAGGCCCUCUGGCCAAGUCCUGGUGGGGAAGAGAGGCCUCAUGGCCAGACAGGUGGGGCAUCCACAGGAACCACCGCGUGCCUCAGCUUAAAGUCAUUCUCACCGCAGAGGAACAGAAAGCUGUCUUCUUUGCUUCGUCCAAAGCCACUGCGCUCUCCUGUGGAAUCCAGGAGAUGUGCUGCCCCAGCCACCACAGUGUUGACCUGGCCUCCCCACUGCCCACUCUCUGAGUGAGGGGAUAGGUCUCCAGUUUCAGUCUCUGUUCUUAAAGGGGGACCGGAGGGUGGUCUAGAUUCCAUCUUUAAGCCCCAAUUGAUCGCCCGUGUGGCCUUUGCCUGACCUUCCGCCCACCUAGCAGGUGCUCCGUGCCUGCUGGGCCCGUCCCUCGCAGUCCCUGCCCACCCGGGAUGAGGACGGAUUUACAGAGUGGCUGGAAAAGACGCUGGAUCCAGCUGUGAGGCCUGACGCAGCAGGAGCACCAGGUGCUGGGCCCGCCCUUGCUGCCAGCCAGUGCCCCAGCCAGAGAAGCGUGUGGGGCCUGACGAGCUCAGCCGGCCCAGCCCCCGGCAGCGUGGUAACCGCAGGGUCUAGGAAGCACUUUUCCCAAGCUCCCAUUUUGUAACCACUACUUGCAGGUCCUUUUUGUGCCCUGCUGACGUGCUGCAUCGGUGUGUCUGACUCUGGACAUGCACGCAGCCCUUCCCGAGAGCCAGGCCCCCUUGAAGGCUGGGCGGCAGGCUCUCUGUGAAACGCCAGUGUGUGAGCCCAAGCCCCAGGCCAGGGCAGGGCCACCAGGUUCAGGUCCGGCUGAGGGGCAGCCCUGCUCAGAUGGCGUCCUCUGGCCUCUGCCCCCGGAGCCGUCCUCCAGCUGUCCUUGACCAGCAACGAGACACUAUCUUUUCAAAAGAGCAGGACUUUUUUUUAGUGGGGCAGAACAUGGAGAGUUUAAAGAAAAAGAUUAAAGGUGGUAACAACUAAUCUACAAAGGGAAAUGGGCCAUUUUGUGCACAAUAAAAGUUUUUGAAAGAAA
This is a messenger RNA of Camelus dromedarius (Arabian camel), 8861 nucleotides long. It is a transcript of the gene MICAL3, whose product is annotated as microtubule associated monooxygenase, calponin and LIM domain containing 3. Lineage: Eukaryota; Metazoa; Chordata; Mammalia; Artiodactyla; Camelidae. The transcript has 35 exons. The record is from RefSeq and is a predicted model, not a curated record. Gene Ontology annotation, molecular function: FAD binding; protein binding. Bases 396 to 6479 code for a protein of 2027 amino acids.